AUGCCUUGCUUCCUAGCACCCGAGCAGAUCCAAGUCCUCGAAGAAACUCUAAACUACACAUUCAAAGACAAAGCUCUCCUGAGCCGAGUCUUCGAGGCUGCAAGCUCGACCUCUACCCCCGAGGGCAACAAGCGACUCGCAUUACUAGGAAGAAGCCUACUAGGUUUCUUGCGGAAUCUGAAAAGCGUCGAGCAGGAUCUCGCCGUCGUGGACAUGAACAGCCACUUCCUGAGGAAUUCUGCUGCCAAGCGUCUCGCUACUCUGGGAUUCACCAAGUCUUUGCAGCAAUUCAUACGUGUUAAUCCGGCGUCGAGCCUGACGGACCAUGUCUCGGAUAAACUUAUGGCUCUUUCCAUGGAGGCGCUGCUUGCGGCUGUGUUCCUGGAUUAUCAGAGGGAUCUUACCAUUACUUGUGAAUUUGCUACUGGACUGAGAAUUCUUUGA
Molecule: messenger RNA, 444 nt
Organism: Penicillium atrosanguineum
Lineage: Eukaryota; Fungi; Ascomycota; Eurotiomycetes; Eurotiales; Aspergillaceae
Exons: 2
Coding region: 1-444 (147 amino acids)
Biological process (GO): RNA processing
Molecular function (GO): ribonuclease III activity
Source: RefSeq, a predicted model, not a curated record